Molecule: messenger RNA, 1935 nt
Organism: Lampris incognitus (smalleye Pacific opah)
Lineage: Eukaryota; Metazoa; Chordata; Actinopteri; Lampriformes; Lampridae
Product: potassium voltage-gated channel subfamily D member 3-like
Exons: 6
Coding region: 1-1935 (644 amino acids)
Biological process (GO): protein homooligomerization; potassium ion export across plasma membrane
Cellular component (GO): neuronal cell body; membrane; voltage-gated potassium channel complex
Molecular function (GO): A-type (transient outward) potassium channel activity; protein binding
Source: RefSeq, a predicted model, not a curated record
AUGGCUGCAGGUGUAGCUGCAUGGCUCCCCUUUGCCAGGGCAGCAGCUAUUGGCUGGAUGCCUAUAGCCAACUGCCCCAUGCCCAUUGCUCCAAGAGACCACAGCAAGAGACAGGAUGAGCUGAUCAUCCUCAAUGUUAGUGGCCGUCGUUUUCAGACAUGGAGAACCACCCUGGACCGCUACCCAGACACUCUGCUUGGCAGCUCUGAAAAGGAGUUCUUUUACGAUGAGGAAACCAAAGAGUACUUCUUUGACCGAGACCCAGAUGCCUUCCGAAGUGUCCUCAACUUCUACCGAACGGGGAAGCUCCACUACCCACGCUACGAGUGCAUCUCAGCAUAUGAUGAAGAGUUGGCUUUCUUUGGCAUCAUCCCUGAGAUUAUUGGUGACUGCUGCUAUGAAGAGUACAAGGACAGGAAAAGGGAGAAUGCAGAACGACUUCAGGAUGAUCAGGAAGAAAAUAAAGACUUGAAGAUGCCCAAUAUGAAUUUCAGGGAGACUAUGUGGCGGGCCUUUGAGAACCCCCACACCUCCACCAUGGCCCUUGUCUUCUACUAUGUCACCGGAUUCUUUAUAGCCAUCUCAGUCAUCACCAAUGUGGUGGAGACUGUGCCCUGUGGCGCCACAGCCAACCAGAAGGACAUGCCGUGCGGGGAGCGCUACACCGUGGCCUUCUUCUGUAUGGACACAGCCUGUGUCAUGAUCUUUACCGUGGAGUACCUGAUGCGCCUGUUUGCAGCACCCAGCCGCUACCGGUUCAUGCGCUCAGUGAUGAGUAUUAUUGAUGUGGUGGCCAUCUUGCCCUACUACAUCGGCCUGGUGAUGACCAACAAUGAGGACGUGAGUGGUGCCUUUGUGACACUGCGCGUGUUCCGGGUGUUUCGCAUCUUCAAGUUCUCUCGUCACUCGCAGGGCCUGCGGAUUUUGGGAUACACCCUGAAGAGCUGUGCCUCAGAGCUGGGCUUUCUCCUCUUCUCCCUCACCAUGGCCAUCAUAAUCUUUGCCACCGUCAUGUUCUAUGCGGAGAAGGGCUCCAGUUCCAGCAAGUUCACCAGCAUCCCAGCAUCCUUCUGGUACACGAUUGUCACCAUGACUACACUGGGUUACGGGGACAUGGUGCCGAAGACGAUCGCUGGGAAGAUAUUUGGCUCCAUCUGCUCUCUGAGCGGGGUGCUGGUAAUCGCCCUGCCGGUCCCUGUCAUUGUCUCCAACUUUAGCCGCAUCUAUCACCAGAACCAGAGAGCAGACAAGCGGCGUGCUCAGAAGAAAGCCAGACUGGCCCGGAUAAGAAUAACCAAGACAGGUAGCUCCAAUGCUUUCCUCCAGAGCAAACGCAAUGGACUGCUCAACGACCUGCUGGAGCUGACGGGUACAGAAGAGGAUGGGCAGAAGCUGAGUAAGAGCACCUCGCUGCUGGAGAGCCAACACCACCACCUGCUGCAUUGUCUCGAGAAAACCACUGCCCACGAGUUUGUAGAUGAACAGAUGUUUGAGCAGAACUGCUUAGAGAUGGCACUACAGAGUUAUCCAUCAUGCAGCCCCUCUGCGUCCAGCCGCGAUGGAUCUGUUGGCACCUGCUGCAGCCGCAGGGGGAAGAGGAGCACCCAUCUGCCCAACGCCAGCAUACCCCCUGCCCACCAGGGCCCCCUGCACGAGCUCAGUGCCAUCCGCAUACAGUGUGGUGAGCCACCAUCCUGUGUGGUUAGCCGUUCCAGUCUUAACCUGAAAACCGAUGACAGCAGCAGGGUCAACUGCAAGGGCGGUCAGAUCACCACGGCCAUCAUUAGCCUCCCGACGCCCCCUGCCUUAACCCCUGACGGCGAUGGCCUCCACAGGCCUCCCCAGCGGAGACCCCCCAUCCACCCUCCAGCCCCAAGCAUCCAGACCACAUCUAGCUCAUCUUGCGCUAACAUCGUCAAAGUUUCCGCUCUGUGA